This is a messenger RNA of Drosophila grimshawi, 1669 nucleotides long. It is a transcript of the gene Rpn13, whose product is annotated as proteasomal ubiquitin receptor ADRM1 homolog. The transcript is spliced from 3 exons. The coding region runs from base 161 to 1516 and encodes 451 amino acids. Gene Ontology annotation, biological process: ubiquitin-dependent protein catabolic process. NCBI's taxonomy places the organism in Eukaryota, Metazoa, Arthropoda, Insecta, Diptera, Drosophilidae. Gene Ontology annotation, molecular function: endopeptidase activator activity; ubiquitin binding; proteasome binding. The record is from RefSeq and is a predicted model, not a curated record. Gene Ontology annotation, cellular component: nucleus; cytoplasm; proteasome regulatory particle, lid subcomplex.
CAACUCUGCAAAUCGAUUUAUCGAAUCACUACCAUCACCAACAACUAAAGUCAAAAAUUGCACGUCAUCCGCAAAGCAAGCGAUUUUUUUGUUAAAGGAUUCCCAAAAUUGUUUAUAUUUUUUGCACAUUAUAUAUCCACUCUCGAGAAGCGGCCGCAUCAUGUUUGGCAGACAAAGCGGAUUGGGCAGUUCGAUUAGCUCAAAUUUGGUUGAGUUUCGCGCAGGACGAAUGAAUAUGGUUGGUAAAAUGGUGCAUCCGGAUGCGCGCAAGGGUCUCGUCUACAUGACGCAGAGCGAGGAUGGCCUGAUGCACUUCUGCUGGAAGGAUCGCACCAGUGGCAAGGUCGAAGAUGAUCUCAUCGUCUUCCCCGAUGACUUUGAAUAUAAACGCGUCGAUCAAUGCAAAUCGGGACGUGUUUAUGUCCUCAAAUUUAAGUCCAGUUCACGUCGCAUGUUCUUCUGGAUGCAAGAGCCCAAGACGGAUAAGGAUGACGAACACUGUCGUCGCAUCAAUGAACUGCUGAACAAUCCCCCCUCGGCUCAUCAGCGCGGGGGCGGUGGCAGUGGCAGCGAAGGUACCGAUUUGCAGUACAUGUUGAAUAAUAUGUCGCAACAACAGUUGAUGCAACUCUUUGGCGGCGUUGGCCAAAUGGGCGGACUCAGCUCGCUGCUGGGACAAAUGAACUCCCGCACGCCUUCGUCCCGCAACACAUCCUCCUCGGGUGGCGGCAGUGCUGCCUUGCAAACGCCCGAAAAUGUUAGUGUGCCACGUACACCAUCCGCCCCCACAAAGGGUGGCAAUAACUCCUCAUCCAAGUCAUCCACGGGCAGCAAUCGGAACAGCAACAAUUUGCAGCCAAGCGAUGUUGCCGGCGGCGGCAGCUCAAGCGGUGCCGAUGGUACCUCCGAUGCCUCCGGUAAGAAAACAGCGAUUAGUUCCACUAAGACUAAGAGCGAUGCAACAGCAGCAGCAGUGACUAGCAGCGGAGCAUAUGCGAAUCCAUUCCAAGCCUAUUUAUCGAAUCUCUCCCCCGAACAUGGCGCAGGUCGUUCACUCAAUAUCGACCUGUCGACAGCGUUGUCCGGUGCGGAUGCAAUCAAUCAACUGAUUGCCGAUCCCGAGCGUGUCAAAUCGUUGAUUGUACACCUGCCCGAGUCCGAGGAUGCCGACGAGGAUCGCAAGCAGCAGAUCAAGGAUCACAUCAGCUCCCCGCAAUUCCAGCAGGCACUCGCACAAUUCUCGAACGCUUUGCAAUCGGCACAACUUGGUCCGGUUGUUAAGCAAUUUGAGUUGUCCGUGGAUGCGGUGGCCGCCGCCUAUUCCGGCAAUCUGGAGGAUUUUGUGCGUGCCCUCGAGAAGAGUUUGCCCGCCGGUACCUCGAUGGCCGUCGAUGAGGCUGUCAAGGAUAACUCUGCCGGCGCCGCCUCCGAUAAGAAGGGCGAUGCUGCUGAUCAGUCUGGCAAGGAGGAGAGCGCCGCUUCUGGCGAGAAACAGGCGGAUGAGAAACAAAAAUAGCCCGCCUUUUAAUUGGCCCGGAUUUCAAUCAAUAAUCCUCCCCCAAAAUAUAUAUAUUUAAUUAAUAACAAUUGAAACAAUUGAAAAACCAUUCAUUUUUGUGCACAUUUAUCCAAGUUUUCGAUGCAAAUAUAAAUUGGCCAUGCAAAUACA